AUGAGGCAAGAAUUCUGGCCUAUUCAUGGAAAACGCGUAGUCGACUGCGUUCUACGAAAGUGCUACCGGUGCUUCCGCAUAAACCCCGCACCGGUACAACAACCAACAGGCCAGCUUCCGGGCACGCGAGUCCGUCCAAGCAGGCCUUUCUCCAUUACAGGAGUGGACUAUUGCGGUCCAUUUUAUUUGAAACCACCGCACCGUCGUGCAGCAGCGCCUAAAUCAUACAUUUCGGUGUUCAUAUGCUUUUCAACCAAAGCCAUACAUUUGGAGAUCGUGAGCGAUUUGUCCACAACCGGCUUUAUUUCAGCCCUUCGUCGAUUCUCAGGACACCAUGGCAUUCCAACUGAAAUUCAUUCAGAUAACGCCAAAAAUUUCGCCGGUGCCAAGAACGAAUUGCACGAUUUGUAUCAUACCCUCAAUGAUAAGUCCAGUCAAGAACGUAUCGGCAACGAACUGUCCCUGCAAGGCAUCACGUGGAAAUAUCUAAACGCGCUCACACCAGCGCAUUUCUUAAUUGGCACACCGAUGAAUGCUAUACCCGAGCGCAAUCUAAUAACUACCCCAGCCAACCGCUUAGACCACCAUCAACAACAGCAGCAAAUGUUCCAAAAAUAUUGGGAUCGUUGGAGCAGAGAUUAUUUGACCGAGCUACAAACGUGCAGCAAAUAUAAACAACCCAGCCCAAUACGCAUCGGCACUUUAGUAGUAUUACGUGAAGACAACAUGCCACCGUUGUGUUGGCCUUUAGCAAGAAUCACUGAUGUCCAUCCCAGCGCAGAAGGAGUCGUUCGUGUAGUGACCGUCAAGACUGCUAGUGGAGUAUACAAGCGGCCCGUUUGCAGAAUAUGUCCACUACCAUCAGAGACCGUCAUCGAAGAGGGAUCCUCAAAUAGUUUAUAA
Molecule: messenger RNA, 903 nt
Organism: Armigeres subalbatus
Lineage: Eukaryota; Metazoa; Arthropoda; Insecta; Diptera; Culicidae
Exons: 2
Coding region: 1-903 (300 amino acids)
Molecular function (GO): nucleic acid binding
Source: RefSeq, a predicted model, not a curated record